CUCGAUUCCAUUGCAGGUCAUCACAAGGAUUUCAGUCCAUACUCGGCAACAGGCCCGCGCCACGGCGGUCGACGGAAGGGAUGUCGCAUGGAACAGGGCAAGAUUUCGCGAUGAAUUCGUGUUUGAUGUCUAUGCAAGGGAGCGACGUGGAGCGGGCAGGAGAAGACGACGACUGCCUCGAUUUUCGCUCCAUGUUUGCUUCUCCAGGCAAGGGGACAAACGCUGCGUUCGGAUCCACCAUGCUCCCCGAGCACGAAUUGGAACAUUCUCCUGUUCGUCAACCAUCAAGUGCUGAUGGAAGUGGCAAGAUGUUCUCACCAUUGCGUGUUAUUUAUUCCCCAUCCAAGUUCUUUCGGAGUCCGGUCAUGGGAAAGGAUUCCGUGUCGUCGUAUGCCUUGACAACUCCCGUGAUGCUAAAGAAGAAGCGACCGAAAAAGCAAGAAGGAGGGACGAACACAAACCUGCCGCCAUCAGCAGAAAAAGCGGGGCCACUGGCAAGUCCGUUCUCAGGAUGGAAAGUCGAACAGGGCGAGAAGUACAGGUUCAUCCUCUCACCGUUGCCCUCAGUCGUUGCUACACCAAUCACCACCAACGAUGAUGACAAUCGAAGUUUCCUUACGUUUGCACAGUCGUUGCCCGCAAUAACAGACCUCAACAACCUAGACUCGUCGCCAUCCGUCACGGUGUCUCCUCUCACGCCCGAGCCGCCACUCGCAAAACUUGAACCUGGUUGUUGUUACGGAAAGGAUCGGACUCCCGAUACUGACACCGAGUGUCCUGCUCGUGUUGUAACACAGAGACUCGAGUUCACGGACUCGCCAUCGACAGCGUGUUACGAGGCUGCUGCGGCGUUUCCCAAUAUCCAGACAUUGACGAGCGCUGCUCCAGGACGAAGCCAUCGAACGACGGAUGGUGGUAGGAAGUCUGUUACGUUGCAGUUCACCCAGCACACCGCGGGGGGACGGGCGACAACAAUUAAGUCGAUCAACGAGUCCAUGCGAAAGGAAAAAUCCAAGCCCAACAAAAACGCCAAGGCGUUCAAGGCCCUGUGUUUAAUCGAUACGCCCGAUGCAACACCGCCGCCACGGGUUACGUUGUCGAGAAAGCACAAACUUCUUGACCACGGCCCCUUAACUCUCCACACACCACUGGAAUCGAAAGCAGCCAUGAGCUUCAUCACUCCUGGAUCCAUCGCUACUUCCGACGAGGUGAUGCGAAAGAAGCCACGAUUAGACAGCGUCGGCCUUCCGUCGAGGUUGGAAUCACCGGGUGUCGACCUCAGACAGACCAGCACCACUGGAAGCGCGAGUAGUGUCAUUUCGUCGACGCCACUUGUGGCUAGCAAUGGCAGUGGGGGGCUGCAUGGCCCCACGACAAACACGCCCAAGAAGCGAAAUCCAUGCAAUUGCAAGAAGUCCCAGUGCCUCAAGCUGUACUGUGAAUGCUUUGCGUCCGGCGGGUAUUGUGAUGAAAAUUGCAAGUGCGUCGGGUGCCACAAUAUUCCCAAGUUUGAAGCACAGCGCAAGGACGCGAUCGCGGUCACGUUGGAGCGAAACCCGAACGCGUUCAAACCCAAGAUCAAUCAUGCACUGUCCGACGAUCUCAAGCACAACAGUUGCCAUUACCAUCCCAACUCAACGGGUGGUAGCGCAAAGGCCCUUGUCAAGACACACCACCACGGCUGCCACUGCAAAAAGUCGUUUUGCCAGAAAAAGUACUGCGAGUGCUUUCAAGCAGGGGUCCCGUGCGGCGAAAACUGCAAAUGCAUCGAUUGCAAAAACCAGGGAGGCUCAUGUGCCAAACCAGGCCACAACGGACCAGCGGCAGGCACACCGUUGCCAGUGAUUGUGGCCACACAGUCCAAACUGCAGCAACCCAUCACGUCCUUGACAAUGUCAGACACCAACCAACCGCUCACGCCGUCGUUUGGGGACUUUCGAACCACCAUUCUGCGACAGGACAAGUCCAAAAUCACAGAAUCCACGGCCAAGCGAAAACUGAUCGUGUAUCCGUUGUUUGGCGCAUCCCAGCCACCCCUGCAAAAAGACAUCGCUGUGCACAUCUUGCAGCACCUGGAUGGGCCGGAUAUUUACAACGCCAGCAUCGUGAACCGACUGUGGAAUGGCAUGACGAUGAGCGAAGACAUUUGGGACUAUUCGCAGCUGGAUAAAGUACCAUAGACACGACCACGUCCGUCGAAGUCUUUCUGGC
This is a messenger RNA of Aphanomyces invadans, 2211 nucleotides long. RefSeq lists its product as hypothetical. NCBI's taxonomy places the organism in Eukaryota, Oomycota, Saprolegniomycetes, Saprolegniales, Verrucalvaceae. The coding region runs from base 81 to 2180 and encodes 699 amino acids. Gene Ontology annotation, biological process: regulation of DNA-templated transcription. The record is from RefSeq and is a predicted model, not a curated record. Gene Ontology annotation, molecular function: protein binding. Gene Ontology annotation, cellular component: nucleus. The transcript is spliced from 5 exons.